AGGCAUUAUUGGAAUUUCUGGGACCAGACGCCUAUGGUAUGCCCCAUAUCCAAGAAGGGGGUUUCCCAACGUCAAAACGUACUCGCGAGCAGAAUAGCUCGAAAAGGAAAGUAAUUCGACAGGGGAGUAACCGCAUUGUGACGUCUGGUGCCUGUAGGCACCGCCUAAUCUUCAGCGAAACCUCUUCGACUCAGUCUCACCAUAUACUCCAUCAAUGAAUCAUGAAUCCGAUGAUAUUCUGUUAUCGCGAUACCCGCUGGUGUCUCUCAGUAAUGUUCGUGAUGCUUGUACUAGCCAAUCUGUACCCCAGACUUCUCAACGCAUCUUGGACAAAUGUUCGAUGGAUCAUUCAUCAACAUUAUCAUCCCGUUAUGAUUCAUUUGGUUCCACUAGAAACGACAAUGAUGCAGGGAAAAAAUUGAACAAAUUCAAUCUUGGAAAGAAAUCAACUUUGCAAUCGACUAAUAUUGAGAGGUACAGCAACAGGGCUACAGCUACAGCAACUGAAAUCUCACGAUUCCAUAAUACCACCAAUGCAUCUUUCAUGAAUGGAGAAUCCGAGGACAGUUGCCCUGAAAAUGAUUUGAAUGGAGAACCACAAUCACCAUCACCUACAUACAUCACUAUCCAUGAGCUGGAACCAGAGUUCGAACCUUUUAUUGUUGAUUAUAAUGACAACAAUGAUCCUGUGAACAGUGAGGUAAAAGAUGGUGAAGCUGCUGAUCCGAUAAUUGACGAUACUUCAGGCAAAAAUAACAAAAACCAAGGGAUUUGUUCACUUGGAGCUGAAUUAACCGAAUCAGACAAGAUUAAAGACAAUGCAGCAGAAAACUCGAACCCACUCCCUCAUGCAGAUCGUGACUAUGAACUAAAAAUGAAAUAAUUUGAAUUUGAAAAAGAAAAGUUGGCUAUCGAGGGAUGCAGACACACAGAGCUCCUAUCAAUUCUGGGCAAAAUUAACGAAAACCUUAUGUUACUGCUAGAAAAACGCUAAUUUCAUGA
This is a messenger RNA of Diachasma alloeum, 1002 nucleotides long. RefSeq lists its product as uncharacterized. NCBI's taxonomy places the organism in Eukaryota, Metazoa, Arthropoda, Insecta, Hymenoptera, Braconidae. The record is from RefSeq and is a predicted model, not a curated record.